Molecule: messenger RNA, 540 nt
Organism: Dujonia railenensis
Lineage: Eukaryota; Fungi; Ascomycota; Pichiomycetes; Serinales; Debaryomycetaceae
Source: the annotation of a GenBank genome assembly
AUGGUUAGACUUAAGCAAAGAUAUAUACUAUUUGAUAUCCUAUACCCUCCUGAGCCUAAUGGGGAAGAGUUUGAUACUUUUAGUGACUCUCCUCGUAGCGCUCUCCUUUCUUUAUAUCAAUCAUCAAGCACUCUGAUUAAUCCUAAAACAUUGACGCAGGUGAUACGGAAAAUUUUGCAAGACCACUACGGAGAUUUUGGAGCAGGUACGGCAGGAAUGCUGGUAUCUGUCAAAUACUUCAAUAAUAAGACUUCGACAGGGAUACUUCGGUGUUCGAGGCAAAGCUUUCACUUAGUCAUGGCAUCGCUAACGUUACUCAAUAGAAUUGGAAAAAGAGAAGUUAUUGUGCGAUGCCUUCAUGUUAGCGGUACAAUUAAGAAAUGUGAAGAGUUUUCCAUCAAGAGAAAUAAGAAUUUGAUGCUUGUGGUAAAGCAGGGUAAAAAAGACAAUAGUAAUGGGGUAAACCAGUUUAUAAAUAACUUUGGGCAGAACGAAGCCUUCGCAAUUGAAAACGAUGUCGAGGAUGGCAGUGACGAGUAA